Molecule: messenger RNA, 2464 nt
Organism: Cataglyphis hispanica
Lineage: Eukaryota; Metazoa; Arthropoda; Insecta; Hymenoptera; Formicidae
Gene: PIG-S
Product: GPI transamidase component PIG-S
Exons: 10
Coding region: 252-1853 (533 amino acids)
Biological process (GO): attachment of GPI anchor to protein
Cellular component (GO): GPI-anchor transamidase complex
Source: RefSeq, a predicted model, not a curated record
UUAAGGUUAGUGAUAAAAGGGAAAAAAAUUUUUUUCAUUGUUUAUGAUUGAAAUGAUAAACGUAUCGCGAGUGUGUUGGUAUCAAUCAUCAAACAACCGUGAUGAUAGAUUUUACUAAAAUCGCAUAUUUUUAUGACACGUUACACAAUUGCACGUGACAGAAACGCUUUUGACCAAGUAUUGUCGAACGUUUUCGUCAAAUAAGUAUCUCUUGACUGCAGUCGGGGAUCAUCAUAAAUCCAUUCGGCGAAAUGGCAGAAGCGGAGAAUGUCAAUCAGGAUUUUGAUGUAGAUGAGAAGUAUAGAGUGUACGCAAGUGUAUCAUUCGCAAUGCUGCUAUUAGGAAUCGGCAUUCCCCUUUGGUGGCACACCACGGCGGUGCCUCGUGUUGCACUUCCCUACACCGGAAUCGACGAGCUAUCACAGCUGGACAUCAGGAUUACCACGAAGAUUACGCUCGCAGCGUUCUCGCACGCUCGUGCGGAAUUGCUCGUACGUGAAAUCAGAAAUGCGUUUAUGAAUGCUGAAAUCUACCAAUUGGAUGUGAAGUACCAAGUUAUCUCUAACAAUCUGCUGGCCUACGCCUUUACAUAUCACGAGCUCGAGAAGGUGGCUUCGACUUUCGAUUUGGAUGUGGGUGGUUUGUUGCUAUUAGAAGCGACAAAUCUAAAUGAUGCCGUUCUAGUCGGUUCAAACAGAACGCUAUAUUUCUCUACCAAAACCAGUGCUUCUAAAUUGGUGCAAGUAUUGUCGGAAUGGAUUCUUCAUGACAAAUCAUUGGCACUGACAAAGAACGCGCUUGCCGAACCCACCAUGUAUAGCUUGGAUGAGGAGAAUAGAAGACGAUUCCCAAUCAGUUCGGCAUACGACGUUCUAAUCACCUUAGUUAAUCCUGAUCCCGAGAAGCUGAAGAUCGAUUGGGACUUAAGGAUAGUGACUGAAGAAUAUAUACAGCCGUUUCUAGACGAACUGUCCAUCUUGAGUAAUUUCUCGGUCAAGUCGCAGUGGCUUUAUCUGCUGCCAUUAGAUGUGAAUCCCAGACGCGUGCCUGAUAGCAGCCCGAGCCGCAGGCAUUUCGCCUUACGCGAGAGCGUCUUGCCACAGCUGGUGACGCCAUUGGAGAAAAAAUUAGCGUCACAGGUCAGUCUUCAUCCGUGCAUUAACUUGGUCAUCUAUGCAGUACCAUGCAGUAGCGCGCCACUGCAUAUCUACACUCGCAGCGGACAUAAGUCGCGAACAGACAGUAAUGUAGAAGCCUUCCUCUCUCCGAGGUGGGGUGGCGUGGUUUUGAUUAACCCACCAUCAAAAGCUUGCGAAGAUACGCGGGAGAAUGAAACCGUCAUUAUUGUUCCCGAGGAGACCGCUGUAGUAGGCACGUUCUUAGCACAGCUCAGAUUAUUGUUGGGCAUCUCUGAAAGGAAACCCAUCGAUGAAGUCACGACGGUGCCGUUGGUGGGGCUAAAAUCGCGCGACUGGGAAAUCGAUUCUUUACUGAGGUUUCGCACCGUCGAACAAUUGACCUCGGCGAAACUAACUCUGCAGUCAUUGGCACGGCUGUUGAAGGAGAUCAGCAACAUCGUUAUCUCGGACGUAGUCGGGAACAGGAUUAAGACUGCACUCGAGCUGGUGCACGAAUCCGCAAAAUAUCUUCGAAAUGGCGAUCUCGAACGAAGCUUCAUUCUCAGCAAGGAAGCCUUUGUCACUGCCGAAGCGGCUUUCUCUGACCCGACACUUUUGGCGCUCCUCUACUUUCCGGAAGAUCAAAAAUAUGCAGUGUAUAUUCCCUUGUUUCUUCCGGCGAUGAUACCGGUGUUGUUAUCACUUAAGAAUAUACGAAGAUAUUACUUCCUCUAGAAGAGUAACAAGAUAAGGACGGGCUGUAGAGAAAAUAAAAAUGAUAAGGAUAGUAAACCAAAGAUCGAAUAUGAAAUGAUAAUGCAUUUAUCUGAUCGAUAAGACAUGAUUACGUGUAUACAAUCGAAUGCGAUUCAAUAUUAUUUCUUGAUCAAAAGAUAAUGUAUAGCAAUAAUAGACAUGUAAUUUCAUACGUUUCUUAUAGUUUAUAUAUAUCAAGUUUCGUGCAGUGACUGUUUAUCGCAAGAAAAAGCUAUUAUCUGUUUUCUUUAUUAUUCAUUGCGCAUAGUAAAAAGAAUGUGUGGCUAUCGUAUUUCGAGUAUCGAUCGAGUCAUAUUACAUAAUGUUAGACGCUUAAAGACGGUUGUUGUCCAUAGAUGGUAUCGUGUAAUGAUCAUUAAGUACCACAAUAGAGUUGUAAGAAUUUUUAUUCACUGCCGGCAAUAAUUUCGCAUCGAAUAUUCUCUCGCGAAAGAAAAUAAGUGAAAGGAAAAUUUAUGAAGAAAACGCUAAUAACUCUGUUUUAUUCUGUUUGAAGAGGCAAUGAUUCGAUGAAAUGAAUGUAUGAAGUCACAUAUGUGCGAAAAUAUAAUAAACAAUUUCUUGAGCCA